Messenger RNA from Larimichthys crocea (large yellow croaker), 1880 nucleotides. RefSeq lists its product as uncharacterized. Gene Ontology annotation, molecular function: protein binding. The record is from RefSeq and is a predicted model, not a curated record. NCBI's taxonomy places the organism in Eukaryota, Metazoa, Chordata, Actinopteri, Sciaenidae. Bases 266 to 1573 code for a protein of 435 amino acids. The transcript is spliced from 17 exons.
GGGUUAUUUAAAUCAUAAAAUAAGCUCCGUGUUAGGUAAUUUAGCUGCUAGUAAGCGAGGCUACACUCAUUACAGCCUGCUUGAGUCCUUGAAGGCAGCACGGCUGUGUGGAAACAGGACAGCAGAUGUCACUGCAUGACAGGUACGGGGGAACGGGACGGAAGGUGUCUCGGUAUGUCAGGCAGCCUACACGGAAGUGUGAUGAUUCCAUCGCGUGUCGCUGCGCGUAAAUGACAGGAGGCUGAUCACAGCUGUGCCCCUCAACAUGGCACCCAAAGACCCUCUGCUGGGCACUCUCAAAGUGUGUGUCCUGAACCUGCAGUCAGAUGGAGAGAUGGUGACAGACACCAACCCUCACCUCGCUUCUUGCUGUGAGCUUCUUGAGCUGGUUCUCAGGAAGGGUCUCCAACAGCCAGUUAUCAGUCUGGUCCACAGAGACUACUGGCAGUGUUUUGAACAGCUCACCCAUCAAGAUCCCUGUGGCAGGCUGUCUGCUCUGUCCUUGGCGGUGGAACAGACCAGAGUUUGCAGGAAGCUGCUCUCAGCUCAGGGCCGAGGCCGCUACCUGCUAAGACUGGCACUCAGCCGCAAGGCUCUGCCACAGUUCAUCACACACCUGCUGCACACACCCAGAGUGCUAGAGUGGUACAGUCCGACAACGUCAAUCCUCAGGAAUGAGGAAUUUGUGGAGCCUUUCAUGUCGCUGCUGCUGGUCCUCUCUCACAUGGAGUUUAAACUCAACAUGGAGAAUUGCAGUUUUCUGGAUGAGAGCUGGCUCCUACCGGUAUGCGAGACAUAUGAGGUGGUGCCCUGUCGGGAGGUGGGGAUGGCUUUGAGGUAUCUCAGUGGGCGCGUCUUCGUCCUCAACCUGAAGCCUGGCAGUCAGGCUUACGUCGACAAGUUCAUCUGUCCCGGUGAUAUUAUUGAUGAGAUCAACGGGACGUCUCUGAGGAAUUCCAAGAAUGGACAGGCCCGUGUGGUUCUGUCUCGGCUAAGGGGGUGCCCCCUGUCCAUCAGCGUCCUGCGAUGGAGGGCUCAGGAUGGAACAGUGUAUCGACCACUUAUCAAACUUCUCAGGGCCCUGAGGGUGGAGAACCCCACCCUGCAGCUCGGUCCAGCUCCCUCCCAGCAGACCGCAACCAAGGACCAGACCAGCUCUCAGUCACAGUGUCUCAAGGAGGGAAGGAUUGUGUAUAUAGUGCAGUUCUUGGGAAAAACAAACAUUGGAAUGCUUGGGGACAAGGAGGUGCUGCAGCAGGCCAUCCCACAAGUAUUGCAGAAAAACCUGCCAAGCAAGGAGGUGCUUUUAGAUAUGAAGGAAACACAUUUGACGUGCACAGACAGGAGCAGUAAACUGGAGCUGUUUGAGCAUCACUAUCCAGAGAUUUCAUGUGUCGGGAGAUACGGGCAACCAGACUACACCAUAUUUGCAUUCUGUGUGGCAGACUCCCCAGAAACCCCUCACUCGACUGGCUUCUGCUGUGUGGCGCUCAGAGCCAGCACCAUCAAGGAGUGUGAGGAGAUAGUCUGUCGCAUUGCUACCGGUUUCAAGCAUACCGAGUGGUUUGUAUGACAGUUAUGGCCACAAUAUUUCAUGUGUUUGUAAAUAAAUGUAAAGUGUCUAAUCGUACACUGCAUUACUGUCUACAUUUCAAUCAACUACAGAACACACAAGGCUUUCUACUCAUAAAGACCUUUAAUAGAAAGACAUGUGACAACAUUUUCAUAAAUAGUAUUAAAUGUAGCUGCCGAGAUUUUAUGUUGAAAAACAUGUAAAAAGCAGUCCAGAGAUACGGGAGGAUCAGUCGUGCUCGCUGCCACCGAGCGCAGGGGCUCUGCUUUAACAGACAACACCCUGAUGCUGCAGUGAGACCUGUUGA